AUGAGUAUUUGCCAACGUGCUGAGCUCUGGACAAAUCGCGAGAGAGUUCUCGUUUUGUGCUCUCGCGGAGCCGAUGUUCGUACUCGUUACCUGAUGAAAGAUAUCAAGGAUCUGUUGCCUCACGCGAAGGGAGACUCGAAACUGGAUCAACAGAAAUCACUGAAAGCACUCAACGAGAUUGCUGAAAUGAAGAAUUGCACGAAAGUGAUGUAUUUCGAGAGCAGAAAGAGAAAAGACACGUAUCUUUGGAUGUCGAAUGUGGAGAAGGGACCGUCGAUCAAGUUUCUCGUUCACAAUGUCCACACGAUGAAAGAACUGAAAAUGUCUGGAAAUUGUUUGAAGGCGUCGAGACCCGUGUUGUCGUUCGACGAUGCGUUCGAGCAGAAACCACACUUGAAAUUGAUCAAGGAGGUUCUUAUGCAGACGCUCGGCACCCCACACCACCAUCCACGCAGUCAACCAUUCGUCGAUCACGUCUUCAAUUUCUCCGUCGGAGAGGGCGACAAAAUCUGGUUUCGUAACUUCCAGAUCGUCGACGAGAGUCUUCAGUUGCAGGAAGUUGGACCGCGUUUCGUGCUUGAAAUGGUCCGUCUGUUCGCCGGUUCAUUCGAGGGAGCCGUCCUCUACGACAACCCGAAUUACGUGUCUCCAAAUGUGAUCCGUCGUGAGCAUCGCAAGGGACAACACGCCUACAUUGAGAAACAGUUGGCACUGAAGGCGUCGAAUAUCAAACAAGCGAAAGUCACUGAGAUUCUCGCUGAGAAGACGGUCGAUUUGAUUGGAAAGCUAUCAGCAGUCCACAUCUCUUACAAAUUCGCUCCACCGCAAACGAGAGCGACCGAACUUUUCAACAUUUUUGAUCUAUUAUCGGUGUUUUUCAAAUUAGCAAUGUACGCUUCUUACAACCGCGCUCUACCGAAACCGGAGAAAAUUGUGUGGGAACUUGAGAGAUUCAGAGAAAAAGAGACAUUUUCCAAGGAAUUCGACACUCAAGACAACGCGAUCGCCGAUUCGACGGAAGCGGCCGCCCAGAUCGCGGCUCAAAUCGAGAAGCGUCGUGUCCGCAAGAAGAAGUCUCAAUCUGCCAAGUACACUGGAUCCGAUUAA
Caenorhabditis remanei is the source of this 1107-nucleotide messenger RNA. RefSeq lists its product as uncharacterized. Gene Ontology annotation, biological process: rRNA processing; ribosomal large subunit assembly. The transcript has 5 exons. The record is from RefSeq and is a predicted model, not a curated record. NCBI's taxonomy places the organism in Eukaryota, Metazoa, Nematoda, Chromadorea, Rhabditida, Rhabditidae. Gene Ontology annotation, molecular function: rRNA binding. The coding region runs from base 1 to 1107 and encodes 368 amino acids. Gene Ontology annotation, cellular component: nucleolus.